Molecule: messenger RNA, 1874 nt
Organism: Podospora pseudopauciseta
Lineage: Eukaryota; Fungi; Ascomycota; Sordariomycetes; Sordariales; Podosporaceae
Exons: 2
Coding region: 903-1874 (323 amino acids)
Biological process (GO): catechol-containing compound metabolic process
Molecular function (GO): ferric iron binding; catechol 1,2-dioxygenase activity
Source: RefSeq, a predicted model, not a curated record
CAGGCGGCCAGGGAAAAUGGUGUCAGUUUUGGAAGGGUAUCACACACACACACACAGACAGCCGUGACAGGCCGUCUUGUGGAACAUCAGGUUUUGACACCUUGGACGGCUAUAUCAGUCUUAAAAGGACUGACUGACUGACUGACUGACUGACUGACCGACUGACUGACUGCUGUCAUCGGAAACUCACGGGGUGAUGAGCUGCCAGCUUGUGGUUUCUGGCUAGUAGGUAGAUGAGGCAGUCAGUCAGUCAGUCAGUGCCCUUGGCGCCCGUUAGAAUCAAGUCUUCAUGUCUUGCUUUUUUUUGGCUUGCCAUGUCUUGGUUCCACACUCCCGUUCGUUCCCGCAUCGAGACCUUGAUGGUCUUUUCACCGCUCGUUGAAACGGGUACCAACUCCUUUUUUUUUUCUUGGUAGGAGAAGACACAAUCUCCAAAAAGAAAAUAAGGCCAUUCUUGUCAUGGGAGGGGAGGAGCAGCCAUGAUCUGAUACGGCCGAGGGCUCAGGGGCCAAGUGUCCACACGGCGGUCAACGGGAAGGAAAGGAGCAUUUCGUCCCGAUGGACUGUUGUUGAGCGUGCCCAAAUUCCAAGGGAGAUAGUGACAACCCGGUACUUCUUUGCGUGACGCCCCCCCUGACGUGUAAGUACGCUGCGUAGUCCGAAGAGGCACAGUGUGACGUGCGAUGACGGGGGAAACAAGAGUACACACCUCUCUCUCACCGACGGUUGUGAGGGAGUAUAUAUCGGGCCCACGUCGCCCCCGAUCCACUGCCUUUCCUUCUUUUACCUCAACUCCCUUGCCAUCGUUGAAUUUCCUUGUCUCCCAGUCCUCGACUUGACCACACAUCCCCCAGCACACAACAGCACAACCUUGAACAAGCACAGAGCCAUCUACCACCACCAUGGGGCAAAUGAUUCCAGACCUCGCCGCUACCAGCAGGGCAACGACCACCAAGAUCAAGCCAAACGGUACCUCCAACGGCAUAAACACCGCCGGCAAGAAGUGCCAACACGACCCAACCUUCACCCAAAAGGUCAUCGCCGCCACCGGCCCCAACGCCAACCCCAGACUCGCCCAGAUAUUCCCAAGUCUAGUCCGCCACCUCCACGACUUUGCCCGCGAAGUCAAUCUCACAGUAGGAGAAUGGAGCGCCGCCGUCGACUUUCUGAACGACUGCGGCAAAAUGUCCUCCGACCGCCGCAACGAAACCCAACUCCUUUGCGACAUCCUCGGCCUAGAAUCCCUCGUCGACGAGAUCACCAGCAAACAGCUCGCCACAUCCACCACCCAAACCCCCUCCGCCAUCCUCGGCCCCUUCUACCGCAGCGACGCCCCCUUCCUCCCAAACGGCACCUCCAUCGUCCAGGGCCUUUCCCCUUCGGUUUCGUGGUACGAGAAAGCCCUAGAGGACUCGGCCUUUUUAUCCGGCAAGGUCCUCUCCACAGACGGCAAGCCGAUCGAAAACGCCGUCGUAGAUGUCUGGCACACUGCGCCGAACGGGCUGUACGAGCAGCAGGAUUCUGACCAGCCAGAGAUGAAUUUCCGCGGGAGGUUCAGGACUGACCAGCAGGGGAGGUACGCGCUGUACGCGCUGAGACCGGUGCCGUAUCCCAUCCCGGAUGACGGGCCGGCCGGGAGGUUGCUCGGGUUGUUGGAUCGGCACCCGAACCGGCCGGGACAUAUCCAUUUCAUUGUUAGCGCCGAGGGGCAUAGGGCUUUGACGACGCAGUUGUAUGACAGCCGGGAUCGGUGGGUGGAUGAUGAUGCUGUUUUUGCUGUCAAGGAUGAGUUGGUUGUCAGGUUUGAGCCGAGGGAGGGGGAUCCGGGGGCGAGGUGGGAGUUGGGGUAUGAUUUUAUUCUGGGGAGGUGUUGA